Molecule: messenger RNA, 2735 nt
Organism: Protopterus annectens (West African lungfish)
Lineage: Eukaryota; Metazoa; Chordata; Ceratodontiformes; Protopteridae
Gene: TBK1
Product: TANK binding kinase 1
Exons: 21
Coding region: 407-2596 (729 amino acids)
Biological process (GO): peptidyl-serine phosphorylation
Cellular component (GO): cytoplasm
Molecular function (GO): protein serine/threonine kinase activity; ATP binding
Source: RefSeq, a predicted model, not a curated record
CUUCACGGUGGUUGGUCACGUGCGAAUCUUUGUAUUUUGCGAUUAUCUUUUUCGUUGUUUUUCUGACUUUGUAUUACGGCCACGUCUUGCUAUUUUUUAAUAUAAAUUUUAAUAACUGCCUUAGGUGUCUUGUAACAGCCUGAAGGAGUAGGUGUUGGGCGGAGCUUGCUAUUGCGUAACACGUUGAUGUCACACAUUCCAUAUAAUUCGUUCUGUUUCCUCAGACGUAAUGGUGCUGUAAAGUCUUCAGUUUGGUGACGUUUUUUUUUUUUUUCUUCCAUUACCGCUGCAGAACGCGGAAGUAGAUACGGGAUAUUUGCAGGUUGUGUGUUUUUCUAUCAACUACUGUUUAGGGUAGAUCGCAAAAUUUGUUUAAGGGGUGAAGAUCAGUUUAGCUGGAGCAGAGAUGCAGAGCACAGCUAAUUAUCUAUGGCUUUUAUCAGAUAUACUUGGACAAGGAGCAACAGCAAAUGUAUAUCGAGGACGACAGAAGAAAACUGGUGAUCUAUAUGCUGUCAAAGUAUUUAACAACAUCAGUUUCCUUCGUCCUAUCGAUGUUCAGAUGAGAGAGUUUGAAGUCUUAAAGAAACUUAACCACAAGAAUAUUGUCAAACUUUAUGCAGUGGAAGAAGAGACAACAUCACGACACAAAGUUCUUGUCAUGGAGUAUUGCCCAUGUGGUAGCUUGUACACUGUUUUAGAGGAGCCUGCAAAUGCCUUUGGAUUACCUGAGUCUGAAUUUUUGAUUGUAUUACAAGAUGUUGUGGCUGGCAUGAAUCACUUGCGAGAGAAUGGAAUAGUUCACAGAGAUAUCAAGCCAGGUAACAUCAUGCGUGUUAUAGGUGAGGACGGAAGGUCCAUUUAUAAGCUAACAGACUUUGGAGCAGCAAGAGAGUUGGAUGAUGAUGAACAGUUUGUUUCUCUUUACGGGACAGAAGAAUAUUUGCAUCCUGACAUGUAUGAACGAGCAGUGUUGAGGAAGGACCAUCAAAAGAAGUAUGGUGCAACAGUUGAUCUUUGGAGUAUUGGGGUGACAUUUUAUCAUGCUGCCACAGGGAGUUUGCCCUUUAGACCUUAUGAAGGACCUCGAAGAAACAAGGAAAUGAUGUAUAAAAUUAUCACUGAAAAACCAUCUGGUGCAGUGUCUGGAGUUCAGAGAACUGAGAAUGGGCCAAUAGAGUGGACUCGUGAGCUGCCGAUUUCAUGUAGCCUCUCUAAGGGUUUACAGAACCUUUUGACUCCAGUUCUGGCAAACAUUCUAGAAGCUGAUCAGGACAAAUGCUGGGGAUUUGAUCAGUUUUUUGCAGAAACAAAUGAUAUACUUCACAGAAUAGUAAUACACGUCUUCUCCUUGCAGCAAAUGACUUUACACAAAGUCUAUAUUCACAGCUAUAACACAACCACUGUGUUCCAUGAUUUGGUAUACAGGCAAACAAAAAUUACACCACAGAAUCAAGAACUGAUAUAUGAAGGUCACCGUUUAGUGCUGGAGCCAAAUAAACUAGCACAGCAUUUCCCUAAAACAUCAGAAGAAAAUCCUAUUAUACUGAUGAGCAAGGAGCUGGUGGACACAGUGGGACUUGUCUUUGAAGAAAUUUUGAUUCCCAAGUUAAACCCACGUUAUGAUUUGGACUUGGAUGCUAGUAAUUCUAAGAUUAUAACUGGUUUAAUAUGCUAUGCAUGUGAAGUAGCCAGCAAUUUGUUACUCUAUCAAGAAUUGUCGAGGAGAGGCAUUCGAUGGCUAAUUGAAGUCCUUAAAGAAGAUUACAGUGAACUGAUUCAUAAAAAGAAAGAGGUCAUCCUUUUACUGAACCUUUGCAGUGGAAAUGCCGAAAAGCUUGCCAGAAUGCAGAGCACAGUCCCAUCAAAUCUGAUAGCCUCAGAGACCGAAGAUAUUUCUGAGAUCAGUAGCAAACUGAAACUUCUUUCAAGUUCUUUGGAUGCUGUAGAAGGCAGUCUGCAGGAAAUAAAAGCAAAAUUUUCCCUUGGCGGGUCAGUGAUCGAUACCUGGGCAAAUAGAGAAGGCAGUCAUCCUGAGGACAGACAUGUUGAAAAAUUGCAAGUUUUAUUGGACUUAAUAAAAUCCAUUUACCAGCAGUUCAAAAAAGACAAAUCAGAACGCAGACUACCUUAUAAUGAGGAACAGAUUCACAAAUUUGACAAGCAGAAGUUGGGCAUCUAUGCUGCCAAAGCUGCAACUUUAUUUAGAGACGAAUGCGUUAAGAAAUAUAAUGUGUUUCUUGUGAUGAUGGAAGAUUGGAUGAGGAAAAUGCUUUAUUCAAGAAAAAUGCUUCUCACUGUUACCAGUCAAUUCAUGGAUAUUGAACAGGAAGUGUCUAUAUACCAGACCCGUAUUAACAAGGUGCAAGAUACGUUAUGGCAGAAAACGCUGCUUUUUGCUUCUAGCAUGAUGACAAAUUCCAUUACUCCAAUUUAUACAAGUCCAAACACUCUGGUAGAAAUGACCGUUGGGAUGAGAAAACUAAAGGAGGAAAUGGAAGGAGUUGUUAAAGAACUUGCAGAGAAUAAUAAUUUACUGGAAAGAUUUGGUGCACUGACUGUAGAUGGUGGCAUUCGAAACUUCGACUGCAUCUAGCUUUUGAAAGGGAAUUGAAUAAAGGAAACAGAGAAUAUUCAUUUCAAACAUGUUAACAGUCAUUCCAGUUUUUUCUUUUUGAUUUGACUUAAAAAAAGUAUUUUUUGUAUAAUAAUCUAAAGUAAACUGGUUUCAUUUA